Molecule: messenger RNA, 1296 nt
Organism: Zerene cesonia (dogface butterfly)
Lineage: Eukaryota; Metazoa; Arthropoda; Insecta; Lepidoptera; Pieridae
Exons: 4
Coding region: 54-1286 (410 amino acids)
Cellular component (GO): proton-transporting V-type ATPase complex
Source: RefSeq, a predicted model, not a curated record
CGUACUGUCAAAUCGCAAUAAAAAUAAAGUAGUAAAAUAAAUGAUUUUACAAAAUGUGGCUUGGUCUUAUUAUAGGUUUAAGACUAUUAAAUUGCGGCUUCGCUAUGGAUUCUGUGCCGGUAUUCAUCAUGGAUUUUGAAUCAGUUCUGCCACACGUAAUCGUCGACCCAAAUCCCUUUUACAAAGUAGACUCUAUCGUUUUCUUCGAUAUUAUUCAUGAAGCACUAAAAAAUGGCAGAAUUGUAUUAAUGUUCAUAGAAGAAAAGUUUAGUGUCGAAGAUAUAAGUAUUAAGGAUACACACGGUUCUCCGUUUUUCAAUUUACGCCAAGGUCUGAUUGAUGGCAAAGUAAAAUAUUUUCCGAGUGUCGCAGAACCAUACAAAAUGUUAAAACAAGUAUUCCAACAUGAGAGGCACAAUGUAUUUUAUUUGCGCAGUACGAGUAGCAAAAUUCAAAUACACAAGGAUCGUUACAAACAUUAUUAUAUUUAUUUCAUGGACUCCUCAAAUGAAACGCGAGCAGAGGCGCUGAGACGUCACGAUUUAAUAAUGCGCGAGGUAUAUUUUGUCAUAAGGCGAAUGGCUACUGGUCCAAUUGUAGCAUUUUAUACUGGAAAAACAAAUCCGAUUGUUGUGGAGAAAAUUAAUUUCCUGUCCAUGAAGCCCUCGGUGGAUAAACGAGCGCCUGGUGUUACUAUAACUAGUACAGGAGGAUUAUUUCGGUUGAUUGGUGUAUAUUCAACAUUGGGUUCCCGUCGCUCCACGUUCAGUCAAAUACCACUCGUAGCUGAAGAAACGUGGACCCGCCGCCAUCUCAACACCAGAAUGGCAUACACCGAUUUCGAAUUAGAGUUCUCGUUUUCCUUUAAAGAUGAAGGAUGGAUUGUUGAUAACAUAGCCCUCCUCGAAUACGGCGAAGAGGUUGGUCGCACGAAACUCGGCGUAGGUGCACCCUGGCGCUGGUCGUAUGUAUGCGGGGAACCGCUCGUUUUGGUCAACACAAGGGAUGGUAGCUCUGUGAUCAUUUCUCAAUAUCAGAUACAGCCGUUUCAUACAGAUUUAAUACUACGCAACGGAUCUGAAGGCAACGACACACACUGCUUUGGCCCAGCGGUACACUGCGGGCCAUAUUUUAAUGCGCAUAUUCUAGCUGGGUUGAUGGUAACAUUUUUCUGUCUCGGAAUAUUGACGUACGGUAUUACCAGUUUGUAUAAUUGUCCAGCGAAUGAUAGAUAUGACGACCCGCAAGGAAAGCAGUUGGUGAUUGUGUCGGAUGGCUCACAUUAAUUUUGUGUAU